CUUAAAAGCUCACCUGGCUGGGGAAAUCUACACAUAUGAGGAUGUGUUUCACUGUCACAAAAAGCUUACAUGUUUUACUAUGCAACUGCUCGAUGAGAAGAGAGUAAAGUCAAAUGAGUGAAAGAAAGCUGAAUACUAUUUUUUUAAUGCAAAGAUGCUCUGACGUCACCGUGCUGAAGCAUUUUUCUGUCGCUCAGGCGCUUUGGAGCUGACAGUCCGCAGAAGUUGCCAAGAGAGCGCGUCUCCCCUCCCCCCCAAUCCUGCUUCUCGCUCGUGCGUGAUGGUGAUGAUGACCAUGACCGCGUCCAGGAGUUUUAAAGGAGGAUGUCUUUUCCAAACUCAGUGCGCAGCGGAGGAUGGCUUUUCCAUCAACGACCUGAGGAGAUGGGACGCGGAUGGACUGUGUUAAUACGAUGAAGUGAUGGAAGUGUUGAACUGACCAAACAUACAAGUUUUGUGAUUUUCUUUUUCUGCCUUGGCGACAGAAAACAAUCCAGCCACUUAAGCGACUAAACAAUCAGAAAUGACGGAAAUCAAUUAGAAAACCAUGCACUGUUCAUAUCCAUGGAGAGAUGGCAUGCGCGCUCCUCUUCAGUCGACUUCUUCCCUUCUCACACAGGCUCUCAAGAACAUCCAUUUGUUUGCUAUCUCUUUUCCUUUCAUAUUUGUGUUACUGUGUAUUAUUCCCUGCCGAUAACAUCAUGCAAAAGUCAGGUGAUCCGAUGCCCAGCUGCCAGCGCGUCUUGGCUGAUGGAGGCAAAAGGCGCCUUCAGAAAUCCGCGUCGUGCGUUUUGCCGUUGGAUGCAAGACCGAGCAGCGUUGAGGCAUCUCGGCCUAAAGCCGACCAAAGACCUCCUUCGGCUCUCCUGGUCGUCAGGAAUGACACCCCCAGCCCACCGAUGGGUAAUUUAAAGUUUGGGAAUAAAAAGUUACCGAAUGCCAUCAUAGUUGGUGUGAAAAAGGGAGGGACGAGAGCUGUUUUGGAGUUCAUAAGAAUUCAUCCUGAUGUGCGAGCGGCUGGCACAGAGACACACUUCUUCGACAGGAAUUAUGAUAGAGGCCUGGAGUGGUACAGAGGUUUAAUGCCAAGGACUCUUGAAAGCCAAAUCACGAUGGAGAAGACACCAAGCUACUUUGUGACUAAAGAGACACCACACAGGAUCUCUGCCAUGUCCCGAGAUACCAAGCUCAUUGUGGUGGUGCGGGACCCUGUCACCCGUGCAAUAUCAGAUUACACUCAGACUUUAUCCAAAACGCCUGACCUGCCGAGCUUCCAGGAGCUGGCCUUCAGAAACCAGAGCCUGGGCAUCGUGGACACGUCCUGGAACGCCAUUCGGAUCGGCCUGUACGCCCUGCACCUUGAAAACUGGCUCCGUUACUUCCCCCUGGCUCAUAUCCACUUUGUUAGUGGAGAGCGUCUUAUCACAGACCCGGCGGGGGAGUUGGCUCGGGUGCAGGACUUCCUAGGGUUAAAACGUAUUGUCACAGACAAACACUUCUAUUUCAACCGCACCAAGGGCUUCCCUUGCCUUAAGAAGCCUGAGAGCAGUGGCUCGCCCCGUUGCCUGGGCAAGUCAAAGGGCAGAACUCAUGUGCAGAUAGACAGAGAUGCUAUUGAACAGCUGCGAGACUUCUACAGACCUUAUAAUGUCAAAUUUUAUGAAAUGGUGGGUCAUGAUUUUAAGUGGGAGUAGAGGUUUGAGACAUAUUUUUAAAAGGCACAAGAGAGAUUUAUGUAUUCUACAAAAUGUUCUUUCAAAAAACAGUUGGACUAGAGUCAUUUGUCUUGGUUAGGCUGGAUGGCUAACUAUCAGCAGUCUCCAGACUAUUUUCAAGUGAAACAGCAAAAACAGUAUUAUUCUUCGCCGUGGCACUAAUGAACAGAGCAAAAUCUGAGAUGACAUUGCUUUUGCACUUGUAAUGAUAUUUACCAGCCAGUGUCAGCAUCCUGUUUGUUGCUAGAUAUAACCAUCAUUUCGGCUUCAGGAUUACAUGAUUUCUGUUCCUGUUACUGUAUAUUCUUGCUGACUAUAUUCCCAAUUUGCUGACUGGUUCAUUUAAAAAAAGGGGGGAAAUUCCAAGAAAUUAGGGAAUUGGUUCCUCUUAAAACCUGCUUCACUAAUCAAUGCAGGGUUUGAAAGUAAGACCUUGGAAAAUGUCAGUGAAGUCUUCAGGGAGAGCAGAAUUAAGCUGCAGCACUGUGGUGGUAAAUCAGAAAUGUAAAGCCAUAACAUAAGUAUGAACCAUUUAAUAUUACUCUCUGUAGGUCUCAUCAGUUUCCAUACAGGGUGAAAGAUUUUCUUUUACAUUCUCUCCAGCAUGAACCAGAUACGUUAGCACAGUAUAUGCUGAAACAUGCAGCACUUCACUAUGUAGGCUACUUUGUGCAAUAUAUUUGCAAAAUCCAUGUUUAUAUUUUUCUUACAAAAGUAUUUAAUCACUGCCUUACCCACAAUGCUUGUCCAUUAAAUUCAUUAAAUGAAACGGAAGCACAAAUACAUCUAAUGAAAUUAUUCAUUCUUAUCUCAUCUGACCUUGAUAAUGUGCGUAAAAAUGCAUGCUGAAUCAUUUGUUUCAUCCCCUCUUGCCUUUGCUUCGAUCUUUACAAUGAAAACUGGCGUCACAAUUGAAAUUUGAACCUUAAAAAACAG
Molecule: messenger RNA, 2651 nt
Organism: Thunnus maccoyii (southern bluefin tuna)
Lineage: Eukaryota; Metazoa; Chordata; Actinopteri; Scombriformes; Scombridae
Product: heparan sulfate glucosamine 3-O-sulfotransferase 2-like
Exons: 2
Coding region: 573-1694 (373 amino acids)
Molecular function (GO): [heparan sulfate]-glucosamine 3-sulfotransferase activity
Source: RefSeq, a predicted model, not a curated record